CCCGUAGUGCUCAGAGACAUUUGAACCAUUUUUUAAAAACUUAACAAUUCAUUCAUAGCAUUCAGUAAAAAUACAAGGUAGCUGAUCUUUUCCCAGUGUCUACAUAACACGCCUCCAUCUGUUUGUAACCCUCGCGCGAUCCUAGAUUUUUGAGCGGAGUUUCUAAAACUUUGAAUCGUUAGGCGAAUACUGAUGUCUUUUGGAAUUCAACCACCCAUCACUUUUCGAGAAAAGCAGGGAACGGUUGACGCUCGGUGUUUUCUUUUGUUUGCAUAUUUCAUUGUUUUGAUUCUAUGUAUCACGAAACUAAGAGAGAAAAAUUUUUCAGUGUUUGUUCGAUUUCUACUUUAUUACAGGACGUAAUAGGAACGAUAAACCGACAAUCGGUUACUUCAGAAACAGGUUAGUUUGAGCGCUUUUCAAAUUCAGGUUAAACUGGAGUGGAAAAAAUUUAUACAGCCGCAAACCGGUUGUUUCAGCGAUACACGUCCAUCUGCUCGAUACAAUUUGAAACGAAACUCGUCCGACCAGGCAACAUGCUUCCAGCCAUAAACAGUCCAAAGGCCUUCGGCUCCGGAAGCCCAUAUCGAUGACGUUUCGCAGAAUGAUUCGCACGCUGACACUUGCUGCUGGCCCAGCAUUGAAAGCUGCAGCAAUUUGCGGAAGAGUCGGACGUCUGUCACGUUGGACGAUUCUCUUCAGUCGUCGUCGGUCCCGUUCUUGCAGGAUCUUUUUCCGGCCGCAGCGAUGUCGCAGAUCUGACGUUUUACCGGAGUCCUCAUAUUCACAGUACACUCCUGAAAUGGUCGUACGGGAAAAUCCGCACUUCACCAUUACCUCGGAGAUGCUGUGUCCCAUCGCUCGUGCGCCGACUGUAACAUCGCGUACAAACUCACUUAAAUAUUGAUAAUCUGCAAUUGUAGCAGCAGUACCCGGUCUAAUACAUGCGCCAGACACUUGUUACUUAUAUAAGCGUUGCCAACCGCAGCGCCGUAUUCUGCCUGUUUACAUAUCUCUGUAUUUAAAUACGUGUGCCUAUACUAGUGACUUUGGCGCGUCAGUCUAAGACAACAGGUGUCUGGCGCACUUGUCAAAUAGGUUACUACUGCUAGAAUGGCAGUUUAUCAAGAUGUAAGUGAGUUUGAACGUCGUGUUAUAGUCGGCCUACUUGCGUCUCCGAGGUAGCGAUGGAGUGGAGAUCUGCGCGUACGACAAUUUUCACAAGUAUACUGUAUCAGGAAUCCGGUAAAACAUCAAACGGAGCCGUGACGCAUGUGGCCUUCCACAACAGAAACCGCGAGCGACCGUAGGAACUAUUCGAGACGAACCAUCGUCGUUUAAUGACCGUGUCGGCAGACGGUGGAACGAACACAGCACAGUUCAGGGCAACAGCGUUCUACGAUUAUCGUUCCACGAUUGUUGUUGAACGAUAAUGGCAACAGUCGCAACAAGGAGAACGUACCUUAAGGAAGAACAAUCGUUUACACACCGUGGGCAAGUCGAUCUUCGCAACACGCUGUAAUCGUCAGUUGAAAAUUUCAUAUUACUCGAGGAAGUCGACAAAAGCGACACCAUCGGUAUAUUGUCAUUCAGUGCGUGUUUUCGAGACCCGCAUCGUGGUUUGCGGUCUACUGACGGCAACCUAAACACACCCGGGCAUCUCGAGUUCCUCAGAUGUGCUGCCGCCGCAGCUACUGGGGGACAUACGGCAACCAGUGUUUCAUCAUCGUGACCCCCGCUUUCUCACGUCUGGCGGCGGAGCCUCUGGAGAGAACACUUGGAAAGCACUGGAACGGUCGUUCAGAAAACGCGAAAUGGUCUGCUCACUCGCCAAACUUAACACUACCAUGAUAUCAUCUGUGGCAAAAAUUAAAACAAGCAUUCUAUUAGAAACAGCAAUGACUGCCAAAGGCACGAAAUGCCUUACAACACGGGCCUGUGCUGGCGGUAACUCCAGAUGUAUCUCAACGUGCAGUAAUAUUUCUCGAAAAUCAUUUUAUAGGGAUGCUCGUUAUCAACGUGAUGAGCACUUUGACAGCCGUGAUAAUAAACAGACGACAGUAUGUGAGAAAAUGUUUCUUUGGAAUUUUUUGGUAAGGUCUUAUGGGAACACAUUGGAGAGCUGAUCGGUCCCUAAGACUACACACUACUUAAUCUAACUUAAACUAACUUGCACUGCUGAAAAUACACACUGCCAUGUCCGAGGGAGGAUUCGAACCUCCGAGGGGGGGAGCCGCACGGACCGUGACAAGGCGUCCUAGACCGCGUGGCUACCCAGUGCGGCCCGUAUGUGAGUUCGGGUUUGCUUACAUUUGGUAUAAUAGGGCAUACAUUUGUGGAACCUGUACUCCUAACGAUGGGCAGUGGUUUGCGGGUACGUAUUCUGGUGAGUCACAGAGAAUGUUUAGAAUACAUCGAGAUAUUGAAGCGAGUGUGAUUUUUAAAAAAUACGAUGAUAUACUUUUUUUUAACGGCGUCCGAAUGCGCUUGAACAGACGAGUACAGGGAUAUGGAGAUUGUUGACUUUGGAGUUGAGCCGGCCGGAGUGGCCGCGCGGUUCUAGGCGCUACAGUCUGGAGCCGAGCGACCGCUACGGUCGCAGGUUCGAAUCCUGCCUCGGGCAUGGAUGUGUGUGAUGUCCUUAGGUUAGUUAGGUUUAAUUAGUUCUAAGUUCUAGGCGACUGAUGACCUCAGAAGUUAAGUCGCAUGGUGCUCAGAGCCACUUGAACCAUUUGAUUUUGGAGUUGAAACUUUUCGCAAAAUAAUCCGAGAAAUGUUCUAAGACUGAAAGGGAAGUCGGCCGGAGUCGGCUAUUGCCUUUAAACACGCUCAUGGUAGGCUACUUGUUUGUGUAAGCAUGUUGACUGUUUACUCGUCUGCAUUGCGGGACCAGCAGGAACUGUGUCUUUUGUCGGCAGGUCAUUUCCGCUGUAAGGCUCCUCGCACGCUGACGAGGAGAAGUUGGACGUGCCACUUCUGUACGGCGAAUGCCGAAGAAAUGCUGUCGAAACGGCAGGGACGGCCAUCCCGAUCGACGCUGCCCGUCGCGUGAGGCACUCGCACGAAUUACGAGGCCAGCAGCGCGAGCGGGCAGUUCCGGCGCCAGGCGGGGGGCGGCGGCGAGGGCUGCGGCCGACGCAGCUCACGAGGGAGCCGUCCUCGCUGCGGCGGCUGUUCAGUCCGCGGUGUGUCGUGCCGAGGAACGCUGGAUCGGCCAGGCGAGUGUCAUCCGCAUCUCGCAUCGGUACAAAUUCCACCCUCGUCGUCUGUCACAGCAUCAGCCGCCCGCAGGACGUGAUUUCGAACGUCGGUGCAGAAUUCUGCCGCUUUGCUCUGCGGUCCCAGGGACGCGACACUGCGAUUUUCCAACGUGUUACCCCUUUACCGAGGAAGCGACGCUCACGAACGGCAGUAAUGUAGAUUUACGUAACGUGCACUGCUGGCCAGCUCAAAGCCCACGCUGGCCCCGUCACGCACAGCACCGACGACCGUGGAGCGUAAACGCGUGGUGCGGCGCCAUAGGAAACUCCACCGUGAGUUCUCACGUCAUCGCAGGGGUGCUAAAUAAGCACCCUUCUCCACGAACACCCCUUCUCCUGGAAGACGGACCACCGGAUAAGAGUCAGCGUACGUGGUUCCGACACGACGGCUGCCCAGCGCGGUCAUCCGAUAGGAAGCAGUGCUGCACUACAGUUGCCUGCCGCUCUCGACUGCUCAUCUCUGAGGGCAGCGCUGGAAGGUGCAGCCUGUCACGGAGCCCCAGUCACACCAGGCUGUGUGCGCCGUCGCAUCCCCACAGUAGGCUACGACGUGACAUCCAGUCUACUUUGUAUCUGUUCAUCUUUCUCUCGAACGGCGAUUGCAAGUCUGCAGUCGAUGGUAAACAAUUCGAGCACGUAGUUAAGUAAGGUGUAAGGCUCGUUUCACACUGGGACACUUGUGACGGUCACUGAUAGAGAUACAUUCGUUUGAAUUGGAGCGUUCACAACGGGACACUGCACUGACCCACCGAGUCACGGUGACCCAGCAGUGACUCACCCUCGCCACAUGUGACGGACACCGACACUGUUCGCUGCGGUCACCGCCGGACAUGCAUUAACCUGUAUUGGAGUGUUCACACUGGGACACCGACCACAGACACAGCGGUGCAGAGCUGCCAACAGACAGGCAGCCGUUGCUGAGCCCAGUGGUUCUCCACACAGUGCAGCCAUCAGUUUCGAGUUCAUCAACACAGAAGAUUUUACAAGUCAAGUGGAAAGUCGUCCCGUUAUUUGGGAUAUGAAAAGCGAUGACUACAGUAACAAAGUCAUGAAAAUGAAAGCGUGGCAAGAAAUUAUUACGAAGUUUGUGCCUGAUUUCGAUGAAAAGAGCGUAGAUGAAAGGAACAAAAUUGGGACAAUCCUUCAAAGGAAAUGGAAGAGCUUAAGGGCCAGUUAUACCAGAGAGUUAUUAAGGCAAAAAACAGAAGAGAGUGGUUCUGCAGCGAGUGGUAGGAAGAAGUGUAUAUCUACUUCGAUCAGCUGCGAUUCCUAACAACUGACUGUAAGAACACUACUUCUAGUAUUGACAAUGAUGAUGAUGAAGACAGAAAUGAGUUUGAUGAAGGAGAAAAUUUAGAGCAGGAGGCACGUGAAAAAACUGCUGAGCGACGGCAAAAAAGGCCACGUGAAAGGAAGAGUCUUGAAGAAGAAGAUAUCCUAUAUAACAUUUUGAAGGAAAAGUACGCCAGAAAAGACAAUUCAUCACAGCAAGCCGACGAAGAUAGCUUGUUUAUGCAGUCUUUAGUACCUGAAUUAAAAAAAAUUACCCAGUCAUGCAAGAUUGAAAGUGAAAUCAGAUUUGAUGAAUGUCAUUAUU
Molecule: messenger RNA, 4857 nt
Organism: Schistocerca nitens (vagrant locust)
Lineage: Eukaryota; Metazoa; Arthropoda; Insecta; Orthoptera; Acrididae
Exons: 2
Coding region: 2988-3908 (306 amino acids)
Source: RefSeq, a predicted model, not a curated record